ACUGCCAAGGCUAUGCGAGAACGCGGCCAGGACUGCCCGGCAGGACUCGUGCUGUGUGUAGGACUCUUCGGGCACCCCGGCAUGCUGCACAGGGCCAAGUACAGCCGCUUUCGGAACGAGUCCAUCACGUCUUUGGACGAAGGCAGCCCCGGAGGCUCGGUAGGGAACAAAGGCUCGCCGCAGCCUCCCUACCCCGCCCUGACACCCCACCUGCCUGCGGAAGAUGCCACCUUGCCGUCCCAGGAGAGCCCCACCCCGCUGUGCACCUUGAUCCCUCGCAUGGCGAGCAUGAAGCUGGCCAACCCAGCCACUUUGCUGAGUCUGAAAAACUUUUGCCUGGGUACCAAAGAGGUGCCCCGGCUGAAGCUCCAGGAAAGCCAGGACCCGGCUCCCAGCAGCCCCGCUUCCCCCGAAACCAGUCUAAGUAGGGCCGGGUCUGCACCGCCACAGCAGCCGGACCUGGUGGGGCACAGGGCGACCGCCUUAACUCCCGAUGCUUGCCCGCUUCCCGGCCCUGGAGAGCCAGCCCCCAGGCCCAGGCAGGACAAGCAGUACCUGCAGCACCUGUUGGGGAUGGGCAUGAACUACUGCGUGAGGUACAUGGGCUGUAUUGAAGUGCUGCAGUCAAUGAGGUCACUGGAUUUUGGAAUGAGAACCCAAGUGACAAGGGAAGCAAUAAGUCGCCUGUGUGAAGCUGUUCCUGGGGCAAACGGAGCCAUUAAAAAGCGAAAGCCCCCAGUGAAGUUCCUGUCAACAGUUCUUGGCAAAAGUAAUCUUCAGUUUUCGGGAACGAAUAUAAAACUGACCAUCUCAACAUGCAGCCUCACACUGAUGAAUCUUGACAAUCAACAGAUUAUUGCAAAUCAUCAUAUGCAGUCUAUUUCAUUUGCUUCUGGAGGGGAUCCUGAUACUACAGACUAUGUUGCCUAUGUAGCUAAAGAUCCAGUUAAUCAACGAGCCUGCCACAUACUGGAAUGCCGCAGCGGAAUGGCUCAAGACGUCAUAAGUACCAUAGGGCAGGCUUUUGAACUCCGGUUUAAACAGUACUUGAAAAAUCCUUCUUUGAAUGCUGCUUGUGAAAGUAAGGAGGUGCACAUCGACGGCCCAGCUGAAGAGAGGGACGGUCCUGAGUAUUACAAUGAGAUCCCAGGGAAGCAGCCCCCUGCUGGUGGUGUCUCCGAUGUGCGCGCCAAAGUUCAAGCCACAGAACAAAUGGCUUACUGCCCCAUCCGGUGUGAAAAGUUGUGCUAUUUGCCUGGAAACUCCAAGUGCAGCAGUGUGUACGAGAACUGUUUAGAACAAAGCAGGGCAAUAGGUAACACCCAUGAGCGAGGGGUGCCAUUCCCACGAGAGGCCUCAUUAAUGAAGCACACGUGUCGAGUGGACCUCUUUGACGACCCUUGCUACAUUAACACGCAGGCUCUUCAAAGCACACUUGGCUGUGCCAGAGAUCAGAGCUCAGGUCAGCCACCGGGGAACUCAUGGCAUCGUGGAAAGACACCAGAAACUGUUCAACCAGGUGCCACAGCCCAGCCUGCCAGCUCGCAUUCCUUGCCACACAUUAAGCAGCAGCUGUGGAAUGAAGAGUGUUACCAUGGCAAGCUGAGCAGGAAGGCGGCAGAGAGCCUUUUGGUAAAGGACGGGGACUUUUUGGUUCGAGAGAGUGCAACCUCCCCUGGCCAGUAUGUGCUGAGUGGACUCCAGGGAGGCCAGGCGAAACAUCUGCUCCUGGUGGAUCCUGAAGGCAAGGUGAGGACCAAGGAUCACGUGUUUGAUAAUGUUGGCCACCUUAUCAGAUACCAUAUGGAUAACAGUUUGCCAAUCGUCUCUUCUGGAAGCGAAGUCAGCCUUAAACAACCAGUGAGGAAAGAUAAUACUCCAGGGCUUUUGCAGCCUAAGAAAUGACAAUA
Molecule: messenger RNA, 1910 nt
Organism: Lepus europaeus (European hare)
Lineage: Eukaryota; Metazoa; Chordata; Mammalia; Lagomorpha; Leporidae
Gene: SHC4
Product: SHC adaptor protein 4
Exons: 12
Coding region: 13-1905 (630 amino acids)
Biological process (GO): intracellular signal transduction; cell surface receptor protein tyrosine kinase signaling pathway
Cellular component (GO): plasma membrane
Molecular function (GO): receptor tyrosine kinase binding
Source: RefSeq, a predicted model, not a curated record